Plectropomus leopardus (leopard coralgrouper) is the source of this 6528-nucleotide messenger RNA. It is a transcript of the gene kdm2bb, whose product is annotated as lysine (K)-specific demethylase 2Bb. NCBI's taxonomy places the organism in Eukaryota, Metazoa, Chordata, Actinopteri, Perciformes, Serranidae. The record is from RefSeq and is a predicted model, not a curated record. Gene Ontology annotation, molecular function: zinc ion binding; DNA binding; protein binding.
CAUGGUUCCCUUGUUUUGAACCUGAAAAGCGUGCUAAGUGUUUCUUUAACUUCACUGCGCACGAAGAUGCUCUCCCGACACCGAGUGACUGGAAAACAUUAAUAAGGGACGAUGGCUCAGGCCGCGGAAACGUGUGCUGAAUCUGGACGCAGGCUGCGCUCCAUCUGUAGGAGGAUGUAUGAUGAAAAUGAGGAUUUGUCCGAUGUAGAGGAAAUUGCAAACAUCAGAGGAUUCAGUGUGGAGGAGAAGCUUGUGAGUGACAGUUACAGCGCCAAAUUUGUCCUCUGCAUGGAGGGUAAAGACUUCUCUUAUGAAUAUGUGCAAAGGGAGGCUCUCAGGACCCCGCUCAUAUUUAAAGAGAAAGAUGGACUGGGGAUCAGAAUGCCGGAUCCUGAAUUUACAGUCAGUGAAGUUAAAGGCUUAGUUGGCAGUCGUCGGUCAGUGGAUGUCAUGGACGUAAGCACUCAGAAAGGCUCUGAAAUGAGCAUGGCUCAGUUUGUCCGUUAUUAUGAAACACCCGAGGAAGAGCGGGACAAACUCUUCAAUGUCAUCAGCUUAGAGUUCAGCCACACGAAGCUGGAGAACCUCAUCAAGCGCCCCACAGUGGUGGAUCAAGUGGACUGGGUGGACAACAUGUGGCCUCCUGAUCUGAAACACAGCCAAACAGAAGCCACUAAUGUAAUCUCAGACAUGAAGUACCCUAAAGUCCAAAGGUAUUGUUUGAUGAGUGUGAAGGGCUGCUACACAGACUUCCACAUCGAUUUUGGGGGAACAUCUGUUUGGUAUCAUGUAUUCAAGGGACAGAAAGUGUUUUGGCUCGUGCCUCCAACCCCUCAUAACCUUGCCCUUUAUGAGGACUGGGUCCUGUCGGGCAAGCAGAGCGAUAUCUUCCUGGGAGACCGAGCUGAUGGAUGCCAGAGAGUGGAGCUUAAGCAAGGAUACACCUUCUUCAUCCCAUCUGGAUGGAUUCAUGCUGUCUACACUCCAGAGGACACGCUGGUGUUCGGAGGCAAUAUUCUGCACAGCUUCAAUAUUCCUAUGCAGCUUACCAUCCAUGAGAUAGAGAACAGGACUAAGGUUAAUUCCAAGUUUCGUUUCCCCUUCUACUAUGAGAUAUGCUGGUAUGUCCUGGAGAGAUACCUGCACUGCCUCACCAAACGCUCCUAUUACUCUCAGGAGAUCCGCAAAGAGGCUGUACUAACGGACUAUGAGACAAAGGCAAACACAGGGAGCCCCUCCUCUGACUCCAGGAGCCAGGACAUGAACGAGGAUUCCUGUGAGACUCACGUCAGGGAAGGCCAGGGUGAAAAACCAGAGAGAAGUGCCCCAGAUGGCCCCUGCUCUCCUGAUAACCGGAGGGGCCAACACCUCAAAGCUGUUUUAUCUGUUGACUCAGAGGACAGCUGUAAUCCCGGCUCCAUCUCUGUAGAGUUCCCCCAAACUCCCUCUGACUCUCCAGCCUCGGAGUCUCAGAAUAAAUGGACUCAUUUGACAGAGUUUGAACUGAGCGGACUCAGGACGCUGGUUGAGAAGCUGGAGUCGCUCCCUGAAAAUAAGAAAUGUGUUCCGGAGGGGAUCGAGAACCCACAAGCACUGCUGGACGACAUGAAGGUUGUCUUAAAAGAACAUGCCGAUGAUGACCCCAAAUUAGCGAUCACUGGAGUUCCUGUGGUGCACUGGCCCAAGAAAACUAUAAAGCCCCGGCCCCCCAACCGGCCGAAACCUAAGAUGGCAGCAUCGCCUGCAUCAGCAGUCAAGCUGUCAGCCAGUCGGGGAACAUCUGGUGCCAGGAGGAGAAGGACGCGCUGUCGGAAGUGCGAGGCAUGCCUGCGGACGGAGUGCGGAGAGUGCCACUUUUGUAAAGACAUGAAGAAGUUUGGUGGGCCGGGCCGAAUGAAACAGUCCUGCAUCAUGAGGCAGUGCAUUGCUCCUGUCCUGCCCCACACAGCAGUGUGUCUCGUCUGUGGAGAGGCAGGGAAAGAGGACACAGUGGAGGACGAGGAGGAGAAGUUUAACCUUAUGCUCAUGGAGUGCUCCAUCUGCAAUGAGAUUGUCCAUCCUAACUGUCUUAAGGUAAAAGAUUCAAACGGAGUCGUCAAUGAUGAGUUGCCAAACUGCUGGGAAUGCCCAAAGUGUAACCAUGCUGGGAAAACAGGGAAAGCCUCAAAGCAAAAAAGGGGGCCAGGAUUCAAGUAUGCAUCAAACCUUCCUGGCUCGCUGCUGAAAGAGCCACGGUUAAACCGAGAUUCAAAAGAGGAGCCCGACCCUCCGCUGGUGGCUACAGCAACCGUUACUGCUUUGACUACCACAACUGCUGUGAAGAGAAAGGCAGAGCGAGAAGAGAUCCCGAAGAGGAAAGAGGAAGAGCCUCCAAAGAAACGUCCCCCCUUGUUGUCUCUGGAUGGCACGCCCCGACUGAGGCUUGAGGACAACCCACUAAGGAAAAAGAGGAAACUUUUUGACACCAAUGAUGAGCCUGUCAUUGUGAAAAAGAAGAAGAAGCUUUCAAAACUGGAUGAUCCUUUGACGGCAAAGCUGCUGCGACACAUCAAGACAGAGAAUGAUCACGGUGAUGAAGAGGAUGACCAGGAGGAUCAUGAAGAAGAUGGGUUUUCCUUGGAUAGGAUUCAUCUAAAAGGGAAAAAUGAGUAUGAUGACGAAGACCAAGAGGAAGACGAGGAAGGAGAGGAAGAGGAGACAGUGAGAAAAGAGAGGGACAGCAGUGCGGAGGACAAAACCAAAGUCCUGUUAAGUCCACUGCUAAGAACAUCCGCCGCUAGAGAAAGUGAACAGUCCUCUAACUCUCCCAGAGCUGGACCGAGCAGUGAAUCAGGAGAAGCUCAGGAGAGGAGCACUGUCCAUCACAAGGCCCGCCAUCAGCGUCGACGUCUCCCCAAUAAAGAGCUGAGCAAAGAGUUCAACCAGGAGAUGCCUAAGACUGAAGACUGUUUGUCCAACCCAAACCACGGCUCAUUGAAGACGGAGGACGGUCAGGCCAAUCACAAUCGACGACUGCUAAAAAAUGAGGACUCUGUGACCAAUCACAACCGUAAACCACUAAAAACAGAGGACUCGUCCACUAAUCAGAGCCGCAGAGUUCUAAAAGUGGAAGAAAGUUUGGCUAAUCAAAACAGACGCCCACUAAAAACAGAGGACAGCCUCGCCAAUCAGAACCACAGGCCUGUAAAAGCCGAGUCUGAGAACGAAGUAGAUGACCAAAAGCCAAGAUGGCCUCUUAAUAAUGGCAGCAGUGACCUUGGCGACUGGCUGCGACACAGGGGGCGCGAGGUGAACGAGACGCCACGUGGUUACUCGCCACUCGGCUGGAACAGAAGCACCCAGAUCACACCAAUAUGCCCUCGCCCGCUCCCCUGCAGGUCACCCCCAAAAUGCAUCCAAAUGGAGCGCCACGUGAUCCGGCCCCCUCCAAUCAGCCCCCCGCCGGACAGACUCCCGCUGAACGACGGCGAAGCGCACGUGAUGCGAAGAGAGAUGUGGAUGACAGUGUUCAGUCACUUGACACACAGAGAUCUUUGUGUGUGCAUGCGUGUGUGCAGGACCUGGAACAGAUGGUGCUGCGACAAGAGGCUUUGGAAGCACAUCAAUCUGAACCGCUGCAAGUCCAUCACACCUCUCAUGCUGAGCGGCAUCAUCCGGAGACAGCCGGUGGCUCUGGACCUCAGCUGGACCAACAUCUCCAAGAAACAACUCAGCUGGCUCAUCAACAGACUGCCAGGUCUGCGGGUGCUGCUGUUGUCAGGAUGCUCCUGGGUGGCGGUCUCUGCUCUUUGCACCUCCAGUUGUCCUCUUCUGCGUACUCUGGAUGUUCAGUGGGUCGAAGGACUGAAAGAUGCUCAGAUGAGGGACCUGCUGUCACCUCCCACAGAUAACAGGCCAGGUCAGUUGGACAACAGGAGUAAAUUGCGUAAUGUAGAGGAUCUGCGUCUGGCAGGCUUGGACAUCACAGACACGUCUCUGCGCCUUAUCAUCCGUUACAUGCCCUCGCUGUCCAAGCUGGACCUCAGCUACUGCAACCACGUCACUGACCAGUCCGUCAACAUCCUGACCGCUGCAGGGACGACCACACGAGACUCGCUCACUGACAUCAACCUGUCAGUCUGUAACAGGGUCACAGACCAGUCGCUGACCUAUUUCAAGCGCUGCGGGAGCAUAUGUCACAUCGACCUGCGAUACUGCAAACAGGUGACUAAGGAGGGAUGCGACCAGUUCAUUGCAGAAAUGUCUGUCAGCGUGCAGUUUGAACUGAUAGAGGAGAAACUGCUGCAGAAGAUCAGUUAGGAACAUACUGAGUGACGUUCACAAGUGGUAAAACUACUGUCCACAUGGAGGCAGCAGACGACUGUGUGUGUGUGGGUGCGUGCGUGCGUGCGUGCGUGUGUGGAGAACAUCGCUGUGUUUCAUUAACACCAGCGGACGACUGAACAGACACCAGGACGCCUCUGUGUCUGUGAAGCUGAUGUAAAGGGAAGCUGUGCUGCUAAGCCGGAAUGUAAAAAUGGAAAUCUUAUCCUGUGGAGGCAAUUUUGCAAAAAUGUUUUUUGUUGUUGUUUGCACCAGUUUAUAAGUUAUUUAUUUCUUUAUAUUGAUUGUUUAUGUACUGUAUCACGAUCUAUCUUUUGGUGUUUAUAGAUUAUUUUUUGUUUCAAUGCAGAGUUUAUCGCAUUAUAGAGUAAUAUUUUUGUAUCAGAAAGUGUUUCAUACAUUUAUGUGCAGUAUUGAUUGCACCACUGUACAGCAUCAUACCAUUGGGAAUUGAUAAUCAAUCGGCAUUACUUUUAAGCUCUUUAUUGUUGAGAGGCAAAGGUCUAAUGAUUUGUUGCUAAACUGUAGGAUGGUAGCUUGUGUUUGUGUGGGUGUUUUUUAUAUUUUAUUAUGAACGUCAGUGCCCUGUUUGUGUUCGGACAAAGGUACUGAACAUUUUGUUUUCCAUAUAAUGAAACCAUUUGCACUGAUACAGCAAAUAUGAAUACAUGAAUGUAUUCACACAAACACUAUAUAGUGUACAAAGCAUAUUUUUUCAACACUAAAAUGUUACUCUGCUAACAGCUUCUAGGGUUAUAUUAAGACAUAGCUGCACAGUCUCCAUCACUCUUUAGUAUUCUUGGUGCUUUGUGAAAGGAAGCGUUUUAGCUCUGCAUGCAGCAAAGAAACAUGUUUACACCACAGUCAAUAGAUUUAGUAACUGUGAAACAAUGUAACCAUGUGUUUACUCCUGUCAUUAGCUUAAUGCCAUAUGAUAAAAAAAAAAAAAAGACUCAGUGCUGAAUCGUGCAGAGAAUAAAGAAACAACAAAGUCCAGGAUUGAGAUGGUAAAUUUGCAUAAAUCUUUCAGUUGAUGCAGUUUAUUCCCCUUAAAAAGAUGUGUAAUAUGUUCACAUGGAAUCAGGGUAGUCGACAGACAUCUGCAAGCCUGUUGCACAGCAUUUCAUAAUGUUUCACACUGAUUCGAGGAAAUGCUUUUUAAUCCAGUAACCGUAGCAAAAUGUUGCACAACAUUUUGAGAUUGAAAUGAAAAAUUACUAGAAAAUACAUAAAAAAAAACAACAAAAAAAAUAUUUAAUGCAUUUUUAUUCCAUUCUUUGUUAACAAUAUGGUAUCACCACUGCAACAUAGUGUCAUGAUUGUUUUGUUUUUCCAUCUACCGCCUGCCUGAUUCCAUGUGAAAGCAGCAUGACUCAGGUUAAGAAAGGAAAUGUAUUUAUUUCAAAAGUCUCACCAGAGAUUUGAUUGUAGCAUAGUGAGCAGGAUAGUAUUAUGUUUCCACGGGCAGAGGUUAAUAUAGUUUUUUUGUUUCUUUUAAAUUUAAAGCCAGUAUUAGUAAAUAAAUACAGUAAAUUCAAGUCAAUCUCCAGACACAAUCUUCUGACCACAAGGUUGAGAAUUGCUGUCAUAAGAGCAAAUACACUUAAACAGGGGAUGAAAUAGGACCUCAGGCCCUGCAAAAAAAAAGCAUAUUUACUGAAAGAUUUGUGCAAACGUAAAGUGAAAAUGGGUUUUGUUUGUUCUUUUUUUUCUGAGUCAGAGGUUCCACUGAAAUAGACAUUCAUUAACAUUGACACUGGUAGUUUAUUUUAAAGUCAUUUGAAGUUUUAUUUUUUGUUAAAUGUCUGAAGAUUAAGUAUUUUACAACCUGUGGUAUCAGUCAGUAGCAUUUUCAAUUAUUGUUCUUUUAUCAUAAUAUUUAAAGUUAUAUAUAAAAAAAGGCUAAUUUUGCUAUUGGGACUUGCUUAAAAAAUGUCAGACUUGACAGUUUAAUUAUUUGAUAGGUUUACAUUUUUCUUGAAAACUAAACUUUUUUAAAGACAAAGACUUUGUGCAACUUUUAAUAGCACUUGGUACAGUUCAGUGGAUGGGUUUACAUUUGCUUUUUUAUUUUCAAACCACCAUGUCUCCAUUAAAUAUUUUAGUACAUUACUAUAAAUGUUUAGUCUGUACAUAGUGUACAUGUAAAGCUUCUAGGAAAAGUUAAGUCAACCUUUGAGAUAUUAAAUUCAUUUUAAAUACUGA